Phalaenopsis equestris is the source of this 1348-nucleotide messenger RNA. RefSeq names its product E3 ubiquitin-protein ligase RING1-like. Gene Ontology annotation, cellular component: cytoplasm. Gene Ontology annotation, biological process: protein ubiquitination. Bases 113 to 1243 code for a protein of 376 amino acids. The record is from RefSeq and is a predicted model, not a curated record. The transcript has a single exon. Gene Ontology annotation, molecular function: ubiquitin protein ligase activity. Lineage: Eukaryota; Viridiplantae; Streptophyta; Magnoliopsida; Asparagales; Orchidaceae.
AGUGAGAUAGCCUGACCAGUGAGAACCAUAACCUGAAUUUUCGCCCACCGAUUCUCAUUUUCUGACUACUCUUCUGCUCCCGUUUGGCUUCUCCUUCUUUCCCCAAGAAGCCAUGUCCGCCGAGCCACCGAGCACCGCCGGCGGCAGCGCCACCCCCCGAAGGUACUUCUGCCACCAGUGCAACCGCACCGUUGUGAUCGAAUCAUCCACCUCCGGCGAGCUUGCUUGCCCUAUUUGUCAUGGUGGUUUCAUCGAAGAAUUCGACGCACCAACCACUGCUCCUAACCCCGAUCCACCCGCCUUCACACUCAAUCCAUCCGCCGCCCCCUUCAGCCCCCCGGGCUCCCAAUCACCCAUCUUUCUCUCCCGCUCCACAAGUUUUGACCUUCGAGAUCCCAGCGAUCUCUUCUCCCUCAUUGGCCCUGAAUCCGGCCGAUUCCGCGGCUCUGAUUCAGGCUACUAUCCCUCGCGAUUGUAUGGAUCUGAUGCUGGCCAAUUUACUUCGUCAUCCGCCGGCCCUAACGCGUUUAAUCCCUUCGAUUUCUUGCAAAGGUACAUUCAGACCAUGUUGGGUGGUGCUAAUGUUCAGGUUAUUCUCGAGGGCGGCGACCGUCCGGCGGUUAGCUUCGGUGAUUACUUCAUUGGUCCGGGACUCGAACAACUCAUCCAGCAGCUCGCUGAGAACGAUCCUAAUCGGUAUGGCACACCGCCGGCUGCGAAGACGGCCAUAGCCUCGCUUCCUGAUGUUAAGAUUGCUCAGGACCAACUCGCUUCAGAUGAGGCGCAGUGUGCUGUCUGCAAGGAGUCUUUUGAGAUUGAGGAGAUGGUAAAGCAGCUGCCUUGCAAGCAUUUGUUUCACAAGGACUGCAUUUUACCAUGGCUUGAGCUUCAUAACUCCUGUCCGGUUUGCCGGUAUGAACUCCCAACGGAUGAUCAGGAUUAUGAGCAGCGAAAGGGUGGGGGGAACCAAGCGCCACUUUCGGCUGCGGGGGUGGAGAGUGGGGGUUCUAUUGGGUCCAGUGGGGCGCCUGUGGGAUCUGAGGAGCAGAACACCAUUGGGCAGCGAUCAACCCCGGUGGAGCGGAGGUUUAGGAUAAAUAUUCCCUGGCUGUUUAGGGGAUCGGGGUCUCAAGCUGAUGCCAACAGUGCGGAGGAUGCGCAAGGGAGUGCCGGUGGGAAUGAUGAAUCUUUCGGUGGCCAAGGAGCUUCUGGGACAGAUAACAGUCGAAGAGACUUGGAUUAAGGAAUUUGUGAGGUGAGGUUGCUGGGAAUUGGUUUUUGCUUUUAUUUUUCAGAUGUUUCUUUUCUGUUGACAUAUAGAUUUGUUACAUUUUAAUUAGCUUGAUUU